Aphis gossypii (cotton aphid) is the source of this 1459-nucleotide messenger RNA. Its product is annotated as BRCA2 and CDKN1A-interacting protein. Gene Ontology annotation, cellular component: nucleus. Lineage: Eukaryota; Metazoa; Arthropoda; Insecta; Hemiptera; Aphididae. The transcript is spliced from 7 exons. The coding region runs from base 240 to 1295 and encodes 351 amino acids. The record is from RefSeq and is a predicted model, not a curated record.
UGUCGCUAAUAUAUAAUAUGACGACAUGACGUACAUAAUAUGUUAACAAUAUAACCGUGGUUUACAUAGGUGAGAUAGGUAACCUCAAAAUUGUAUGGUUAUCACAGACGUGCAUACGUUCUUUGAUUAACGUUCAGGCGUGCAGCUCGGAAUACACACUGCUUCGAAUCACACACGUGCUCUGAUUUUUUUAAGCCAACUAUAAAAUCCAGUCGAAAUAUACAAAUCGUGUCGUGACCAUGUCACAACCGGCAAGGAAACGAGGAGUGCUAGCCGGCGGUGGAGCGAGCACUAGUCGUGAUGGUGAAGCGAACACUAGUCGUGAUGAUGAAACGAGCAAUAGUCGUAAUGGUGAAGCGAACACCAGUGGUAAUGGUGAAGCCAGCACUAGUGGCGAUUCGAGUCCCAUGGAAAUUGAGUCGAGCUCGUCUGACUCCGAGGAUAAUGAUGAUAUUGUUGAGACGGUACUUGAUGUUGAAUUUGAAGGGCGUUCUCCACAACCAGCAGACUUUCAUAGUAUUAAACAGUUAUUACAACAGUUGUUUUUGAAAGCCCCAGUGGACCUGUCUGAUUUGUCUAAUUUACUAAUUAAUCAACCCGGUAUCGGCUCGGUGAUCAAGCAAGUUCCCAAUGAAGAUGAAGAUGAUGAUUCUGAUUCUGAUGUUGAUCCCGAUGACGUAGUUGAUAUCAACCAAGUAUUUGGAAUAAGUUCAGUUCUCAAUAUUUCACAAAAGACUAAUGAAUGUGAACGCAAUUUACACAAAUUAAUGUUGGAUUUAAGCAACCAAUAUAGUGAUAGUGAAACAAAACGAUUUGUAAAUGGAUUGUUGGGUGAUACUACAAAACAAGUUGGGUUGUUACUAAACGAAAGAUAUGUUAACAUACCCCCGCCUAUUUCUGUGCCAUUAUUUCAUGCUAUACGCAAAGAAUUAUUCAGUUUAAAAUCUAAAGACUCAUCAUAUAAUUUUGAUUAUCUUAUUAUGAUAAGCAAACUUUACAAAAUGCAAAAAGAUAAGAAGGGAAAAAAUCUUGAGGGCUGUGAAGUAUUUUGGUCAAAUGCUGAAGAGGAGUUCUUUGAUGAAGAAGCAGAUUACAAGUUUGAGUUUUGCGUGCAAAAUGACAAAGGUACUGGCUUGGGAGGUCACUGGUCAGAAGCAGAUCCUGAAAUGGUUCCUUUUAGACGUGUUCUGAUUUUCACUAUGGAAAAAUUCCAUCAGAUAACUAACAGGUUGGCAUCUUUAUUGGAGCCUGCAGGUACUGUUUAUAACGGUGCAUAUAAGCCUGGAUCUAUAUGAAGAUUAUUCCAUUGUUUUUAACAAUAUCAAGUUAAAUUAAAUUGGGUUGUAUUUUUUUUCAAAGUAAUUUAAUGGUAAAUUAAAAAAAAAAAAAUACUAUGUUGACAACUUUUCUUAAAACUGUUUAUUUAUACUCAAGAAAAAAUACAUUAUUAUUAAUAUUA